Lepus europaeus (European hare) is the source of this 1780-nucleotide messenger RNA. RefSeq names its product cyclin dependent kinase 3 (gene CDK3). Gene Ontology annotation, molecular function: ATP binding; cyclin-dependent protein serine/threonine kinase activity; cyclin binding. The transcript is spliced from 8 exons. The record is from RefSeq and is a predicted model, not a curated record. Lineage: Eukaryota; Metazoa; Chordata; Mammalia; Lagomorpha; Leporidae. Bases 103 to 1020 code for a protein of 305 amino acids. Gene Ontology annotation, biological process: regulation of gene expression; regulation of G2/M transition of mitotic cell cycle; G1/S transition of mitotic cell cycle. Gene Ontology annotation, cellular component: cyclin-dependent protein kinase holoenzyme complex; nucleus; cytoplasm.
GCGCCGUGGAGCAGGCAGCACUCCUGACUGAAGCUGCAGCCCGCUCUGGACUGGGGAUCUGAGGAGAAAGCGCUGGGGGCCCAGGGGCUGAGCUCUGCGGACAUGGAUGUGUUCCAGAAGGUGGAGAAGAUCGGAGAGGGCACCUACGGGGUGGUGUACAAGGCCAGGAACAAGGAGACGGGCCAGCUCGUGGCUCUGAAGAAGAUCAGGCUGGACUUGGAGACCGAAGGGGUCCCCAGCACCGCCAUCAGGGAGAUCUCCCUGCUGAAGGAGCUGAAGCACCCCAACAUUGUCAGGCUCUUGGACGUGGUGCACAACGAGAAGAAGCUGUACCUGGUGUUUGAGUUCCUCAGCCAGGACCUGAAGAAGUACAUGGACUCCACCCCCGCCUCCGAGCUCCCCUUGCACCUAGUCAAGAGCUACCUCUUCCAGCUGCUGCAGGGCGUGAAUUUCUGCCACUCGCACCGGGUUAUCCACAGGGACCUGAAGCCCCAGAACCUGCUCAUCAGCGAGCUGGGCGCCAUCAAGCUGGCGGACUUCGGCCUGGCCCGGGCCUUCGGGGUGCCCCUGCGCACCUACACCCACGAGGUGGUGACCCUGUGGUACCGGGCCCCCGAGAUCCUCUUGGGCUGCAAGUUCUACUCGACGGCUGUGGACGUCUGGAGCGUUGGUUGCAUCUUCGCGGAGAUGGUGACACGCAGGGCCCUGUUCCCCGGUGACUCGGAGAUUGACCAGCUCUUCCGUAUCUUUCGCACUCUGGGGACACCCAGUGAAGCCACGUGGCCAGGAGUCACCCAGCUGCCCGAUUACAAAGGCAGCUUCCCCAAGUGGACCAGGAAGGGGCUAGAGGAGAUCGUGCCCGACCUGGAGCCAGAGGGCAAGGACCUGCUCGUGCAACUCCUGCAGUACGACCCGAGCCAGAGGAUCUCCGCCAAGGCCGCCCUGGCCCACCCAUACUUCUCGCCUGCCGAGCCCUCCCCGGCACCCCCCGAGUGCGUGCUGGAGCGGUUCUGCCGCUGAGGGUCCCCGUCUGAGGCGAAGGCGGGCUCUCAGGCAUUGGCGUCAUCUGAGGGCCGAGUUUGGGUUGGUCCCGCCAGCAGGGACCCACGCUCCGGGAUUGUUCACUGGGUUUGAUGUUGCUGUUCCCAAAAAGACACAGGUGCUUCACGUAGGAGGGGGUUGGUUGGAGAUCCAGCCCCUAGCACCGGAAGAACAGGUGCCAAGGUGGGAGUGGGAAGCCUGUGGCAGCUGUGGACAGCGCUCCUGGGGCCCUGCCUGCAGCGGCGCAGCCAGGCCGAGGGAAGGGUGCCCCCUGCUGGUCUUUUUGGAUUUAACAAGUUUUGGGGAAGUUGCGUUCCAGUUAAGAGUUCCAAGUUAAAUAAGGGGGCGAGGGAUUGUUGUCAGCGGCUGUCACCUCACCCAAGACCUGCUGCUGUUGGUUUGCCUGUGUUGACCACUGAAUAAACAUGAGAUUGGCUGCUUCUGUCCACAACGUGGCUUAGUGACGCGGAGGAGACUGGCACUGGGCUGGAGGCCCGAAUGAGAGAGUGGGGAGAGGAGGAGGGGGUGCCCCUGCGUCCCAGUCCUGGGAGAACGCCCCGCUCCCCCCACACCCCAGGCAGGCGCCCUGGGGACGUCCACUCCCGGCGCUGUCCCUGUGCCCAACCUCAGAUUCCUGCAGGAGCAGACAGGCAUGCCACAGGGAGAAAUCUUUUAUUGGAAGCACUGGGUAGGGAAAAAUCGGAGCUGCUAGUUUCCUGGGCUGGGGAUGGACCUGGCA